Molecule: messenger RNA, 1596 nt
Organism: Durio zibethinus
Lineage: Eukaryota; Viridiplantae; Streptophyta; Magnoliopsida; Malvales; Malvaceae
Product: protein trichome birefringence-like 8
Cellular component (GO): Golgi apparatus
Molecular function (GO): O-acetyltransferase activity
Source: RefSeq, a predicted model, not a curated record
GGGAGACGUAAGAUUGAGAUGAUUCUCUCUGACAAAUUUGCGUUUGAUAAGGAAAAGACAAUGUAAACAUGCAGAGGGCAAACUAACGAGGAAAGAGACGUGCGGUGGGCACGUUUUCUUCAACAACAUAAGAAUCAGUUUAAUUAGCAGCGAAAUCUCCUAUAAUUACCAUUUUUCUGUACAACAAUUGACUCCAUCAGAGUGAAACUCCUUUUUUCUUCUUCUUCUUCGUAUGGAUCAACUCACGAACCAUACAAGUCACCAACUUCCCUCUAUCCCCGUCAUAAUCAAGAGACAACUUUACUGCACUCUUUCUUUUAUCUUCAUCUUAAUCUGUUCUGUCAUUGUUUCCAACCUUGGUGGCUCUUCAGAACAACUCGCUUUUUUCCGUUCUGGUUUCUUCCCCGCUCAGAAACUCAUACCAAACCAAAAACGACCAUCGUUAGGAGCUUGUGAUUAUUCCCAUGGAAGAUGGGUUCGGGACGAGAAUUUUCCAAUUCAGUUGUACGAUGAAUACUGCCCGUUUCUUGAUCCUGGUUUUAGGUGUGCUCAGAACGGGAGAAAAGACGUUGAGUUUCUGAAAUGGAGAUGGCAACCCGAUGGCUGUGAUCUUCCUAGAUUCAAUGCUACCGACUUUUUGGAAAGAAGUCGAAACGGACGGAUAGUGUUUGCAGGAGAUUCAAUCGGAAGAAACCAGUGGGAGUCUCUGAUAUGCAUGCUAGCUCAGGCAGUUUCCAACCGGUCUACAAUUUUCGAAGAAAAUGGAAGCCCCAUUACGAAACAUAAAGGAUUUCUUUCCAUGAAGUUCCAGGAGUACAACCUCACCGUCGAAUACUACAGAGCACCAUUCCUAGUUAUCAUCAAUCGCCCACCAAAAGAUUCGCCAGCCCAAGUCAAACUAACUAUUAGGGUGGACGAGUUUCAUUGGUAUUCCAAUCGUUGGAUAGGAGCAAAUGUUCUAGUCUUCAAUACAGGGCAUUGGUGGAACAAGGAGAAAACUGUUAAGAUGGGCUGCUACUUUCAGAAAGGAGGGAAAUUGAAAAUGACAAUGGAUGUGAUGGAAGCGUUUCGAAGGUCCCUGCAAACAUUGAAGUUUUGGACAACCAAGAAUUUAAACCCAGAUAGGAGCCAUGUUUUUCUCCGCAGCUAUUCACCAGUUCAUUACAGCAAUGGCACAUGGAACGAUGGAGGCCUGUGUGAUGCAGAAAUGGAACCAGAAAAAGACUACUCAAAGCUUAAAGCUGAGCCAUGGAAUAAUCAAUACAUUGCUGAUGUAAUCAAACAAAUGACAUACGGGAACUGGAAGGUCCAGUUGUUAAAUGUUACAUAUCUGACGGAGUUCAGGAAAGAUGGUCACCCGUCAAGGUACCGUGACCCAGGAACUCCAGGUAAUGUUACACAAGACUGCAGCCAUUGGUGCCUACCUGGGAUACCAGACACAUGGAAUGAACUUCUCUAUGCUCACCUGCUGUUAAUGGAAUUUAGAACCAAGUAAUCGCCUAACUGGGAAAAGACCAACAGAAGAAGCAAAAAAUGGAAACAAUCUGUUAUGAGGAGAAUUGUUUCGAUUUUAAAGGCUGUACAGGUUCUCCACUG